AUGAGUGCCCUCAUAUUUCUGUGCGCGAUUCUAAUUGGUUUCGUGAUUUAUUCACUCAUCAGUUCGGUGCGGCGUCCCAAGAACUUUCCCCCAGGUCCUCGAUUUGUGCCAUGGCUAGGAAACACAUUACAGUUCCGCAAGGAAGCUAGUGCUGUGGGCGGCCAGCAUAUCCUGUUCGAACGCUGGGCAAAUGACUUCCGGAGUGACCUAGUGGGUCUGAAGCUGGGCCGCGAAUACGUGGUGGUUGCUCUUGGCCACGAGAUGGUGAAGGAAGUGCAGCUGCAGGAGGUGUUCGAGGGGCGACCGGAUAACUUUUUUCUGCGUCUGCGAACCAUGGGAACCAGGAAGGGAAUCACCUGUACGGACGGACAGCUUUGGUACGAGCAUCGCCACUUUGCCAUGAAGCAGAUGCGCAACGUGGGCUACGGGCGCAGCCAGAUGGAGCAUCACAUAGAACUGGAGGCGGAGGAGUUGCUUGGACAACUGGAACGCACCGAGGAGCAACCGAUCGAGCCGGUCACUUGGCUGGCGCAGACCGUACUCAAUGUACUGUGGUGUCUGAUUGCUGGAAAGAGAAUUGCCAGUCAGGAGGAUGGGACCCUGCAGCGGCUACUCGACCUGAUGAAUCGACGUUCCAAACUCUUUGACAUCUGCGGUGGUCUGCUGGCCCAGUUUCCCUGGCUGCGCCACGUGGCCCCCGAUCGCACUGGCUACAAUCUUAUUCAGCAACUGAACACGGAGCUGUACGGCUUUUUUAUGGACACCAUCGAGGAACACCGAAGGCAGCUGGCGAAGGAUCCGUCGCCGGCUGAGAGCGAUCUUAUCUAUGCCUACCUCCAGGAGAUGAAGGAUCGCAGUGCUGGCGGCGAGAGCAGCAGUUUCAAUGAGACGCAGCUGGUGAUGACCAUACUGGACUUCUUCAUUGCAGGCUCCCAGACCACAAGCAAUACGAUCAACCUGGCCUUGAUGGUGCUCGCUAUGCGCUCGGAUGUCCAGGAGAAGCUAUUUAACCAAGUGACCGCCAGUGUGGCUGCUGCCAGCACGGAUGCGUUUCCUCACUUGAGCCGUCGGGAAUCCUUUGACUACAUGGAUGCCUUUAUAAUGGAGGUGCAGCGCUUUUUCCACAUCACCCCCAUUACGGGUCCACGGAGAGCCCUGUGGGCAACAAAGCUGGGUGGCUACGACAUUCCAAAAAAUACCACCAUUCUUAUUAGCCUUCGUUCUGUGCAUCUCGAUAAGGAGCAUUGGAAGGAUCCCCUGGAGUUCCGCCCAGAGAGGUUUAUUGAUUCAGCUGGCAAGUGCUUCAAGGACGAGUACUUCAUGCCCUUUGGCAUGGGCAGACGCCGUUGUCUGGGCGAUGCUCUCGCCCGUGCCUGCAUCUUCUCGUUCCUAGUGCGGAUCGUGCAGCAUUUUCGCAUCGUCCUUCCGGCAGAAGAGUCUCCGUCAAUGGUCCUCCUGCCUGGAAUUACGCUUACUCCAAAACCAUACAAGGUGCAGUUCGUCAAGCGCACCUAAGUUAAUAACAGAAGUCGAAGGUGUCGGUAUUAUAGGUCGAAUCAAGGAAUGUAUUUCGGUGUUUAGUAAAUGACCGAGAGAUGGUGCUGAAUCCACUAGGAUAUUUCCAAGGAUUCCGAAAAUUAUUUACACAUGAGGAUAUAAUAAUCUUAGGAUUGAAUACUUGAGCUGAAAGAUUCAUUACAAACG
This is a messenger RNA of Drosophila erecta, 1704 nucleotides long. It is a transcript of the gene Cyp305a1, whose product is annotated as probable cytochrome P450 305a1. NCBI's taxonomy places the organism in Eukaryota, Metazoa, Arthropoda, Insecta, Diptera, Drosophilidae. The transcript is spliced from 3 exons. The coding region runs from base 1 to 1515 and encodes 504 amino acids. Gene Ontology annotation, molecular function: iron ion binding; oxidoreductase activity, acting on paired donors, with incorporation or reduction of molecular oxygen, reduced flavin or flavoprotein as one donor, and incorporation of one atom of oxygen; heme binding. Gene Ontology annotation, cellular component: cytoplasm; intracellular membrane-bounded organelle. Gene Ontology annotation, biological process: xenobiotic metabolic process. The record is from RefSeq and is a predicted model, not a curated record.